AUGGACCAGCAGUUGGAGAAUACCCUCGAUCAACUGUACAAUACUGACAAGGAGAUACUACUCUUCGGAGACAUAAACAUAAACGCAUUGAAUGACGACCACGUUAAUCACCGUCUUCGAAGAUAUAACUCCAGCCUUGGACUGAACCAGCUUAUUAAGGAAAUAGCUCGCCCAACCAACAGAACCUGCUUGGAUCAUGUGUACACCGAUCGACCUCAACAUAUCCUAAUGACCAAGGUGCUCAAUAUUGGUAUGUCAGAUCAUCUGCCAGUAGGCAUUGUGAGGAAAUAUCGGAAGAGGUCAAUUCAAAACAUCGAAAAGACCAUCAAGUACCGUAAAUGGAAGAACUUCAGUGAGCAGGCUUUCCAGGACGACCUAGAAAAAGCGCUAUGGAAUGUAUUAGACAUGCAUGAUGAUCCGGAUGACGCAAUUUAG
Messenger RNA from Porites evermanni, 435 nucleotides. The record is from the annotation of a GenBank genome assembly. NCBI's taxonomy places the organism in Eukaryota, Metazoa, Cnidaria, Anthozoa, Scleractinia, Poritidae.